Molecule: messenger RNA, 1732 nt
Organism: Trichobilharzia szidati
Lineage: Eukaryota; Metazoa; Platyhelminthes; Trematoda; Strigeidida; Schistosomatidae
Source: the annotation of a GenBank genome assembly
UUGGGGCAUAAAAAUGGUUGUUGCGUAAUCUUGAUUGACCUUCGACAUUAGUUUGUUUUAGUUUGUAGGAUCAUUCUUUCCCAUCUGGGGUGUGAAUAGGGGGUAACACAAAGGAACCGUUAUCAUGACAGCAAUUAUCGAAAAGUUAUGUUAAAUGAAUUACCGUCCAACUACCUUGAGAGACAAUACUACUACUAUUAAUCCAUCAAAUCAUCCAAUCGACCUUCAUGAAACACCUAAAAGGCGAUGUGGAGAUUCCUCUGGGGAUUGGACGAACCUAGAAGAUUGUAAACUUCUAGAUCACGUUUCUCGACAUGGUGAAAGUCGUUGGCAUCUUAUUGGAAAAAGGCUAGGUAAACCAGCUUCACAGUGUUCUGAAAGAUACUUAAAACAUUUAUUCCCACAAAUGUCAAGAUCUAGUAAAACUUAUACAACUUUACUACAGCAUAGUGUAUUACCCCAAGCUGUUCUGACUUCUGAACAGAAUUUAAUUUGGACAAAAGAGGAUGAUUCAGCUUUAAUCCAAUUGCAUUUAACUCAUGGAUCAAAUUGGGAGUUGAUAGCUAAUCGUUUAACUACGCAAGGCAAUUGUUCACAAAAGAAGAUUACUGCUUGGGAUGUAAGACAAAGAUAUGAACAAGUUGUACAAAAGUAUUGGCCAUUAGAUGAUCAAGAAAAUCGUCCAUUAUCUAGUCUAUUAUUUCGUAAUUCCUUAGUAUCUUGGUCAAGCAAUUCGAAAAAUAAUAAUAGUAAUAAUAAUAGCAAUAGUAAUAUUGUUAUCUCAAAUCCCGGUGAUCAACCAUUGAAUAAGACUUCCCGACCUGCUUACAUAAUCUCUCUCUCCUCAUUAAAGUCGAAUUCAGAAGUAACUGCAACAACCAAAACGGGCAGUUGGACAAUUCGUUUAAUCCAACCUACGCAUGAUUCAGGAGUAGGUGUUACAAAGUUCAGUGAAUCUGGUCUAUCAAAUGUUUCACAAUCUGCAAGUAAUUCCCAACAAUCACUCAAAUGUUCGGCUGUGACGACUCUGGCCAACAGCUCCCUCAAUUCCCUGUUGUCUACAUCUACUCCAGUGGAUUUAAUUAAAGACAAUCCAUAUAGUGGUGGUAGUAGUAGUAGUUAUAGUCCAGAUAAAAAACUUGACUUCAGUCUUUCAUCUUUCAUUAAACAUGAAUCUCCUUUAAUACAUCUUGGAUCAGAUUUUGACGAUCUCACUGGUUCUUCAUCUUCUGCAUACAGUCUGCCUAAUGAAUAUUCUUCAAGAUUAACUAUUUCACCAGUACUUGGUGGUGGUGGUGGUGGUGAUGGUGAUGAUGAUGAUCAGACACCAACAGGAGGAGGAGGAGAAGGAAUAGUAUCCAAUGAUUUAUUCAAUGUUCUGACGACUUCUGUUGAUGAUCAUCAACAGGAUUUUGUUAUACAAACACCUACAAAAGCUAUAAGUGAAGCUGAUCAAUUAUCAUUUCAUUUAGCCAGUCCACCAGUUGUUCUUGGCAUUGAAGGACGAUAUGCUUUUAAUAAUAGUAGUAGUAGUAGUAUUAGUAGUAAAUUUGAUAUAGACAAAACACCGGAUAGUCAAUCAUAUACAAAAUACAAGGAAGAGGAUACAUCUUUACAAAGGCGGAGACCUUUAUGUACCAAAUUGUUUGCUGACACUCCACAGAGUGCUGCCUCAUCAUCGCAUUCAUCAUCUACAGAAAAUAGCAAUAAUAAUAUAAUAAUAAUCGGUUAA